Myxocyprinus asiaticus (Chinese sucker) is the source of this 6551-nucleotide messenger RNA. Its product is annotated as mitogen-activated protein kinase kinase kinase 3-like. Gene Ontology annotation, molecular function: ATP binding; protein binding; protein kinase activity. The coding region runs from base 1523 to 3385 and encodes 620 amino acids. The record is from RefSeq and is a predicted model, not a curated record. Gene Ontology annotation, biological process: protein phosphorylation. The transcript is spliced from 18 exons. NCBI's taxonomy places the organism in Eukaryota, Metazoa, Chordata, Actinopteri, Cypriniformes, Catostomidae.
CUAAAGAGAGGAACAGCGCGCCCCCGAGCGUACACAACGUCUAUGUACCUACCCAGUUGUCAUCUUGAACGUGUAAUGGAAAUUAUGGGAUGCAAUGAAAAUUUGGUCACCGAAGUCUAUAAAAAACAUCGUGAGACAAAUUUUAUCCUUGCACGUGCAUUGACAUGACGAACUUUUGGCUGGGUUUGAAGGAAGCGAGCUCAUGGGUUCCGGUGAACGAACUGCUUUUUCGCUGUCAGGAAACUCACUGCGCUUAAGAUUCAUCCUAGCAUCUGCUGAUUAUCAUCAUCAUCGUCAUCGUCACGAGAAUGCGUGGACUAAUGUCGCCUAAAGAAUCUCAUCUCCCGCUGAAUAUCACCCAGAUAACUUCAACGGCCAUCGGGGAGGAUUUUUUUCGCCCUUUCGCCGAGUUAUAAAUUGUCAUGCAAGUCGCAGACAUCAACGGAAAGGAGAAUUUGUUCGCGAAGUUUAAGCACGCGCACCAUUUCUUUUGUCCAGAUUAUCGACUCUGGGAUUUCUGUGUAGUAAUCUUCUGAUGCGUUUUUCGAUUUAGUUUGGUAAAGUGGAUACACGAAGGCUGCUUUCACUGUCACAUGCCUUCCUUCAUAAACAUUUGUGGCAAAAUAAUGCGGAGAUUGUCCGAGCAUCGAGCUGAGGGCUCGUUUUCUUUUUCAUGCGGUUAUACAAAGUUAUCACGCGCAGGUGUUGGAUUAAUGAUUUCGUGCGGAAAGUAAUCGAGGCGCAUUUCGCUAGAAAAGUAAUAAGUUCGUGUACCGUGAACUGACCAGGCACAUCGACGGAGGAAAAAAAAAAUCUGCAAACCUAGCAGGAAAAGAAGCCAUCAAAAUUACGGAAAUCGCUUCGUCCUUUUCCUCCAGUCUGCGAUUACAAAUGGAUUUUGUGAAAGCAACUCUUUCAUCAGCGCCAGGGUAGUGUUAUUAUAAGACAUUCUUAACCAUUGGAUCUUAAGUUUAUUAUUCAGAUGUGUGUAUUUGUCCAAGUUAGCAAUGUGCGAUUUGAUUAGUGCUUUAUCGCUUCAUGAAAUGUCAAUAUUUCAGUUAUAGUCACUAGACUGUCACUUUACGCCUGCUGUUCUCCUCGCUGCUUUGAGGAAUAAGAUUUAUCCCUGCUGUGGAAAGUCAUGGGUGAUAUGGGAGACCCUGAGGGGUCCGCGCACCUGGAAGCGCUUUAGCAAUGGCAGCGGCCUGUCCACUUGGCCCUCAGGUGGAGAGACUGGACAUCUGUGGACAGACAUAUUGAUUUAACUGCGAAUAAGGUUUCUCCAGACAUUAUACCCCGAGCUCCAAGAGAAGGGUCAGAAAGUGAGUGGAGAAGACCCCCUCACCUGCAGGUGGAAGGUCACCUGUUCUUCACCCAAAGCUCAGGAAAAGCAGAUAACAUCUUAGAAGAACAUCAGAAAGUCACAAGGACAAGCCAUUGAUGGGUGAAACUAGAGGACAGUGUGUGUGAGGACCUCUAAACCUGAACUCAGAACUAGAGCACACACAUUCACACCGCCAAAAUGAAUGAAAGACAGGCUCUCCAUUCAAUUAUGAAGGAUCUGGUGGCCCUGCAGAUGACUAGGCGCCAGCCCACGUCAACUUACGACACAGCAAAACCAAAACCUGUCAGCACUGCAAGCUCAUCCAACAGAAUGGAUGAUGUCAGGAUUAAAUUUGAGUUUUGCGGUGAAAGAAGGAUUCUGAUGUUUGGGCGGCCUGUGCAGUUUGAGGAAAUCCAGCAGAAAGUCAAAACAUUCUUUGGUCAGCAGUUGGACUUGCAUUAUAUGAAUAAUGAGCUGUCUAUCCCCCUGCGUAGUCAGGAUGACUUGGAUAAAGCCAUUGAUCUGCUGGACCGCAGCUCAAACAUGAAGAGCAUCAAGAUUUUGCUGCUGACACAGGAAAAAAGCAAUGCCUCUUCUCCAUCUCAUCACACAGUGUGUAAGCAGGUCCGCAUGAAAACCUCUCAGUCCACCGGUGAUGUCAGCACUGCCUACCAGUCCUCAGAACCAAGAGGACGCCACCACUCUACCAGCUCUCAAAAUACUGGGCGAAGUUCUCCACCGCCUGGUUAUGUUCCUGAGCGUCAACAGCGAAUCGCACGUCAGGGAUCCUACACCAGCAUCAAUAGUGAGGGGGAGUUCAUACCUGAAACCAGCGACCAGUGUGUGCUUGAUCCUUGGAGCAGCGCAGAAAACUCAGUGUCUGGCAGCUGUCAAUCACUGGACAGCAACUCUGACAGCCCCUCACUCAGGAAGCCUCGCAUGCACAGGGUUAAAAGUUACCCUGACAACCGGCAAGAUUGUGCAGACCGGGAAAACCACGUAAAUGAUAAGAUUGUGGGAAAGGGAGGGACGUACCCUCGGAGGUAUCACGUGUCCCUGCACCAUAAAGACCAAAGUGAAGGUCGACGGACGUUUCCACGGAUCCGCCGGCCUCAGGGUAACCUAUUUACAUUGGUGCCGUCACGGCGAUCACUGAACGGCAGUGAGGAGAGCUUGGGGAGCUGGCAGCUGGUUGAUGCGCAGCCCAGACUCCGCCCACAGGACCGCGCAGUCCCUCAUAAGUCCCCUACAGCUCCAGUGACGUGGCGUAGAGGGAAAUUGCUUGGUCAGGGUGCUUUUGGGAGGGUGUAUCUAUGCUAUGAUGUGGACACAGGCAGAGAACUUGCAGCUAAACAGGUUCAUUUUGACCCAGCCAGUCCAGAGACCAGCAAGGAGGUGAGCGCUCUAGAAUGUGAGAUACAGCUGUUGAAGAACCUGCACCACGAACGAAUCGUCCAGUACUACGGUUGCCUUAGAAACCACAAUGAGAAAACGCUCACCAUUUUUAUGGAAUAUAUGCCAGGGGGCUCAGUCAAAGAUCAGCUGAAGGCCUAUGGGGCUUUGACAGAGAAUGUUACACGAAAGUAUACCAGACAGAUCCUGGAGGGCAUGUCCUACCUGCACAGCAACAUGAUAGUCCACAGGGAUAUCAAAGGUGCCAACAUCCUAAGAGAUUCAGCUGGCAAUGUGAAGCUGGGAGAUUUUGGCGCCAGUAAGCGUCUUCAGACCAUCUGCAUGUCCAGCACUGGGGUGCGUUCUGUUACCGGAACGCCAUACUGGAUGAGUCCCGAGGUGAUCAGUGGAGAGGGGUACGGGAGGAAGGCAGACGUCUGGAGUCUCGGCUGCACUGUGGUGGAGAUGUUGACAGAAAAGCCUCCGUGGGCUGAAUUUGAGGCCAUGGCAGCCAUAUUUAAGAUCGCUACUCAGCCUACAAACCCCCAGCUUCCCUCUCACAUCUCCGAGCACACGCGGGACUUCCUCCGCUGCAUCUUUGUGGAGGCCAAAUACAGACCGAGCGCGGAGGAGCUGCUCAGACAUCCCUUCUCUCAGAUCUUGUGCUGAGGCGGCCCACCAUCCAGAGGAACCAGUUCCCCUGUUGAGAACAUUUUAAGGGCUGUUCAAAGACUCAAGUUGUGAUAAGCUCAUUACAGAAUAUCAAAGGCAAUCUACACUUCCAGAGCAUGUGACCUGCAUGCAACCAAUCAUCGGUUGACAGGAUGAGGUCACAAAACUGUUUAUUUUUAUUUAUUUUUUUUUUAUUUUUUUUACGGUUUGCUGAGAUGUGAUGUCUCUGUAACAUCAGGGGGCGCAACAGGAUUCUUUAGUGCUGUAACACUUUUAUUUCAGGAACAAACAGGAUGAGAAGAUGCAAAAAAUAUGAUACUGCUUGGACUUUAGGGCAAAUGAGCUGCUUCAGACUGGACUCUGACUAUGUUCGGAAUUGAAUACUAUAUUACUACUUACUGAAUACUGCACAGUAUAAACUAUAUACUGCCUAAUAUUUAUUUUAAAUUGCAAGUGAAACUGUUUCGCAAACUGUGAAACAGUAGUAUGCUAUACCUUUGUCAUAUGACCUCAUCACAUUGAAUGUUUAAUUCCAUAUGCAGUUAUAAUUUUGGACAUAAAAGCAGUUAUUUUGCAGUCCAUAAAAAAAAAAAUUACGUCUGAUAUUACUUCCGGUUCGUUCAUCACACUGAAAAUGGAAGGUCAAAUCAUGCGCACGAUAUGUAUCUCAUACACAGUAUUCCAUGCAGUAAGCGCUGUCUGAGUUUGGAAUAGCAUACUACCAUUCUACUCAUACUAUUUCUACCAUACAGCAAUAAUAGUAAGAGUAGAAUGGUUGUAUGCUAUGUUGAACAAAGCAUCUGUUAUAUAAUGCACAUUUUGGCAAAUUUAGUGGGUCAUCCGGGUGUUCUAUGCAUACAGAACAUUUGCUUACUGUGCAUACAGUACAUUCUAUAUAUUGCAGCAAAAGUAAGAGUAGUAAGCUACUAUGCUGUUCUCAACAUGCCUUCAUUACAAUAACCACCAACUAUGCCUUCUAAAGCCAAAAGGGCCAAUUUCAGUGACCCUUGAAUGUGUGUGCUGACAUCAAGAAUGUCUCCUAAUAAUGAAUGUUUCAUACAGUCUGCCCCAGUUUUAUCAAGUUAAUGUUUUUCCUGUUCCAAACAGAAGUCACAGCACUUCUCCAUGUGUGCCUAUUGUUUAAGUCUCCAUGACUCCAGGCACUUAGUGUUAAAGGAAAUGUAAUAGUUAUGUCUUGGAUUGUUCCUGCCUUAAAUGAGUGUGCAUGAAAGGUCCUGUGCAAGUCAGCCUCACUUGAGGUAUGAGGUUUGCAUUUAUAUGUCGCUGUGCCAUCUUUGCUUCUGAAAAAGGUUAAUCUGGUAGCUCUUGAUAAAUGCCAUGCUUGCUCGGGGGGUAAAUUGCUCUUCACAGAAAUGCACUUCUUUGGUUCUUCCUUAACUAUUUUAGUCUGUGACAGAAUAUGGCCUAAUAUUUUUGGUGUAAUGUCAAAAAGUGUUAUAGUGAAAAGUUCUUAGACUUUAGAAAUAGUUUGUACCGUUAUAGUGCCUUAUAUUGCACAGUGGCCUCCUCCUAAAGAAGUGGUAAAGUACUUAAGAUGCAGCUAAUCUCAUUAAUAAUAUUCCCGUGACAAGAUUCCUAUGGUGAAAUUUAAGAUUGGGAUUCUUGUAAGGUAUUUUGUUACUGAACUGAUUAUUUUGGGUGUGGUGAGACAUCAAAAACACAUUUGGAUGUACAUAAGUUCUCUCAAACACAGCCAAAGAAUAGUCUCUCUUAAGAAAGUGUUGUGCCUUAAAUGUCCUAUGGCAGUAUAUUGGGCUCAUUUGGAUCAGAUGCACUUUUGUUAAAUGAAUGCUGAAUUUACCAAAUUUUUCAUUUGUUACACAAAAUGUGAAGCCUUCUUCACUUUUAUUUAUAUCCCAAUGUUCAGCCAUUUUUUAUAUACAAAAUAUAUAUGUAUAAAUCUAUUUUUAUAUAGUGACUUCAGAGCGUUUGAAAUCAAAUUAUGCUUUUAGGAACAGACAGUGAGUCACAGAAUCGUUAAAAACAAAAAAAAUUGUAAAAGCAGCUGGUUUUGCAGAGACUACAGUAUGAUUUUUUACAUGUUUAUUUCUAGCUGGAAAAUGAGCUCUGGCUGUCUAUGCUGUGCCUGACCUGUGCAAGUCAACAUUCUUCUGUACUCUAAUUUUUACUUUGUGUGUUUGUAUGAUGUAUGUCAGUUUCUGUUUAUCGGUCUGCUUUUUCCCCAAGGAAAUGACAAAAAAUCCAAUGCAAACUGGGUUUUGGUGCAGAGUGUGGUGUUGUUGCUGGAAGUGACCAGUACCUUGAAUCAGACUUUCUAAAAUAAGUGCAUUAUUCACAGAAAUGCAUUAACACAUGUUGUUGCAGCUUAGGAAAGACUUGCAGAGGUGUUGCCUUUAUGUUAUUCAGAGCUUCAGCUUAGGAAGAAUAAGAAAAAAGGUUCACUUUUUAUGUUUAUGAGAUAGUUCAGUAAAAAAUGGAAAUUCUUUAAUGGGUGAGUAAAUGAUGACAAUUUUUAUUUUUGGUUGAACUGUUCCUUUAUGAAUGAGAACACAGAGUAGUUGAUGGUAUUGAGGUUGAUGUAUUUCAGAAUUAUGCAGUAAGUGUUAAGCAUUGUUAUGUAGAAUGUGAGUACAUGGGACUUGGGAUGUGUGUGAACUAAGAAACGUGUGUGUAAAGGCAUUAAGCUUUCUUUGGGAGUGUGUUAAGAGAUAUUGCUCAAGUGAGAUCGGUCAAUGCCAGGGGGAAAAUUUCCACUCAGUUUGACGACUUUGUUUAGCUCAGGGUUUAAGUGACAGGUGUCCAUCACGUGGGCACACCAACACUGACCACAGGACCAGUUGUCCUCUAUUUUUUUAUAUAUAUAUAUAUAUAUAUAUAUAUAUUUUUCUUUUUUUUUUUUUUAAAGUAUUUUGGCCUUUUCAAAACAGUAACAAAUGGAUCAAAUGAGAUCUCAGAUAGCUGCUAGUUAUUGUUUAGGCAGCUAUGAAUCAGUAUUGUACCAAAGGUCCUGUCUCAGAGAAAUGUCACAGUAAGCGUAGUUUCGAAGAACCCUGAGAUAAGCAAAUGAAUAUAAACCAGUAGGUUAGAUAAACAGUAUAUGAUUAUGGUUAUGUAUCUUGACAUGAGACUUGCAGUGCAAAGUCCGGCAUAUCAAUUAUUUUCAAAUAAAAUAAAAUGCACA